This is a messenger RNA of Aspergillus campestris IBT 28561, 382 nucleotides long. RefSeq lists its product as uncharacterized. The transcript has a single exon. The coding region runs from base 124 to 333 and encodes 69 amino acids. The record is from RefSeq and is a predicted model, not a curated record. NCBI's taxonomy places the organism in Eukaryota, Fungi, Ascomycota, Eurotiomycetes, Eurotiales, Aspergillaceae.
UCCGUCGGUUUUCGUUCUUUCGAUGGACGAGUUCCAGGAUUGAACACAAUAGAACCAGCAGACGGGUCUAGAGCCGCCAGAGGACAUAGUGGAUGGAGGUGGUGUUUCUGCUUCUUUGGCUUCAUGCAAGAAUACGUAAUAGCAAUCCUCACCGGUUUUGCAAGUAUUGUCUCAUUAUCAAGAGUGGGAAGGGAGCAUCACUGGUUGCGACUCGUUUCGGAUGGCAUCGGCACGAUUGGUUCAACAUGUUGUGGGAUUAGCAUCCUUGGCCUACUUGCCUUCAGGUUUGAUUCAAUUCUCGAUUUUUCCGGGCUUCCUGUCCUCCGGAUUUAAUCCUUAUCUAGCGUAUAUAACUUGCAUAUGCAUGGCCUCUUCACCUUGC